Molecule: messenger RNA, 1491 nt
Organism: Pseudovirgaria hyperparasitica
Lineage: Eukaryota; Fungi; Ascomycota; Dothideomycetes; Acrospermales; Acrospermaceae
Exons: 7
Coding region: 1-1491 (496 amino acids)
Source: RefSeq, a predicted model, not a curated record
AUGUAUACAGUAGAUGUAUACGAUGGUGAGGACCCUGCGUUCAAUAUGAACGACUGGGUCAACGACGAGGACCCAACCCCGGAAGGGGCGGGUCGUCACAGGUUCAGCACACCAGUUGCUGAGGAUGAGCCGCCAAACGCGGCUCACAUUUCAGACACCACGCUGGCGUUGGCGUCGCCAGACGAAGCCGCCAAUGCUGGCGUGCAGACUGUGGCCCCUGUUCUGGGCGAGGAACAGAACGGGGAAACCGCUGUAGACAUCCCAACUCAGGGGAUGUCGGUGGAGGAAGCUGCCGCUGCUCACCCAGCGGCUGUGAGAUCUGCUCGACAGGAGCAGCAAAGUUGGGCAAACGGUACGGACACCCAGCUUGAAACGUCAGUGGCGGACGACCACGCCGCUCUCGCCCUAGAGCCUUGGGGAUCUGCUCUGGGAGAGUUGCCGUCGUUCACCGACGAUGACCAUGGCCUAUUUGAUAGGCUUCUGACGAAUACGGACCUCGGGUCCGCUGACCGGAGUCUGGUUCCGACUCCUCCGGCGCCCACCAUCCCGGCGCCUGUCGUCCCGGCGCCUACGCCUCAGGCGCCUGCAAACCCGGCGCCUAUGCGUACCGGGCUGGUAUACCCGGGGAUGGCAUCCCAGGUGGCUGGGUUUCCGGCCAAUGUGGCCAUCAACCCGCAGGUUGGUGCCUUUGGCUACGGCCAGUCAAGGAAUGUGCCGCUCCCGUACGGCGCUGGUCCGCGGUUCUGCCCGUUCACGGGCCAGCCUCUGAAUGGCCCAGCCCAGGGUAUGGGUGUUCAGUCACGCCCCUGGCAACAGGGCACUCAGUUUCCUGCUGUCCAACAGGGCCCUCGGGGGCUUAUUGGACCCAGGACCCAGGGCCAUGGGAGAACUGGCAUGGGGUAUACGGGCUUCCAAGCCCCAGCUAUGUAUACCCCGGUAACGCAGCCGGCUCCUGUCCCGGCUGCCCGGCAGAAUGUUGAGCCACUCAUGGCUGGGGAGGAGAAGCUCCCAGAAGGAAAUGUCCCUAAUGGGACGUUGACCAUGUCCAAAGAUGGCUAUGCCAAUCUCACAGUGACAGAGGUCAACUGGAGUCGUGAAGACGACAUGUGGGCGGGCUGCCCGGUACUGGACGGGGCCAAGCUCCGCAUCAUCGUCGGCGGGUGCGAGUUGAUGAUGAACAUGAUCUACAACGACGCACCCGCCGUGGACAUGCUCUGCAGACGCAUUUGCCAGAGCCUGCAAAACGCGGCGUUCUGGAACGUCACGGACCUGGUGCUGGACUUUGCCCCAGUGGCCUACCCGAAGAAGCUGCGGGACACCUGGUGUCGCCUCCUCAAGAAGAGGCGUUGCCUUCCAAUCUUUGAGAACGUGCUGAUCAGCGCGGAUCUCAAGACCCAGUACAGCUACGUCUGUGUGCGUGGCAAGCUUGAGAGUGCCACCACGAGCCCCGCUCGGGAGCGUAGGCUUACUGGGAAGUGGAAGGCCCUGUAG